Marmota flaviventris (yellow-bellied marmot) is the source of this 782-nucleotide messenger RNA. RefSeq names its product transmembrane protein 74B (gene Tmem74b). The record is from RefSeq and is a predicted model, not a curated record. Lineage: Eukaryota; Metazoa; Chordata; Mammalia; Rodentia; Sciuridae.
CUGCCAAGGGGCCAAGGGAUGAGCUGGGGCCCUCCUUCCCAAUGGCAUCUCCCCCUGGUCUGGAACUGAAGACACUGAGCAAUGGUCCCCAGGUCCCAAGGAGACCAGCUCCUCUGGGCCCCGCGGCCCCAUCCAGGGCAGGCGUGGAGAAUGCCGGCUUCUCCUUGGAGGAGCAUGAGACCCGUUUCCAAAACCCCAGGGAUGCCAGACCGGACAGCUCCCCCAGUCCUCUGGGGGGCGUCCCCUCACUGCCCCGGUCCCAGCGGGACGACCUGUCCCUGCGUUCAGAGGAGGGGCCGGGCCUGGAGCCGGUGAGCCGCCCUGUGGAUUAUGGCUUCGUUUCGGCCCUGGUUUUCCUGGUGACUGGGAUCCUCCUAGUGGUGACAGCCUACGCCAUCCCCCGCGAGGCCCGCGUCAACCCGGACACGGUGACGGCGAGGGAGAUGGAGCGGCUGGAGAUGUACUACGCCCGCCUGGGCUCCCACCUGGACAAGUGCAUCAUCGCGGGCCUGGGGCUGCUCACGGUGGGCGGCAUGCUGCUCUCCGCGCUGCUCAUGGUCUCCCUGUGCAAGGGAGAGCUGUACCGCCGGCGGGCCCUGGUCCCCGGCAGGGGCUCCCGGAAGACUUACGGCUCCAUCAACCUGCGCAUGAGACAGCUCAAUGGCGACGGGGGCCAGGCCCUGGUGGAGAACGAGGUGGUCCAGGUGUCAGAGCCCAGCCACGCCCUCCAGGGGUCUUAAGGAAGAGCCCCUCCUUUCCGGCUGCCUUAGCUCCGGGCUCCG